AUGGCCAACCGUGAAUCCACCUUGACAGAGAUAAAUGUCAUACAAACUUUAGAACAAGCUAGUAACCCGCAACAUGCGGGUUCUGAAGUUCAACGAUUGGCAGAAACACAGCUGAAAGAGUGGGAGAUCCAGAGUGGUUUCCAUUACAUUCUCCAAACCAUCUAUCUGGACCUAUCUAACCCCCUGCAAGUGAGAUGGUUAGCGGUAAUUCAAUUUAAAAACGGUAUUGAGAGGUAUUGGAGAUCCACAAGAGUGAACGCCAUAAGGAAAGAUGAAAAAGCAUCGAUCAGAGCAAGAUUGUUUGACCUUAUCGAUGAACAGAACAAUCAACUAUGCAUUCAAAACGCACAGGCAACGUCCAAAAUUGCCAGACUUGAUUUUCCCGCAGAAUGGCCUAACCUUUUUGAGCUCCUGGAAAAGCUGCUGGAGAACGAUCACAUAAGAAGAGAUGACAUUAAGGUCUACAACAUUAUGACGCAUGUCAACCAAAUAAUAAAGAUUCUGGGCACUGCGAGGAUUGGGAGAUGCAAACCUGCCAUGCAGAGCAAAGUCCCUUUAAUUUUCUCUCUCAUUGUGAGAAUAUAUUUGCAUUCCUUUGAUAAGUGGACAGCCUCAUCGUCAGCGUCGAAUUCCUCAUUCGAUCUUGCCACGUUACAGGUGUCAUAUCUUACAUUGAAGGUCUUAAGAAGAAUAGUUUGUGAGGGCUAUGAAAGACCAGAGAAGGACGAACCUGUGUGUGAGUUUGUCAGGAUUACUGUGGGGCAUUUAGAGCUACUGCUUUCUAGGCAAGAAAGCCUGGGUCAUCUUGAAGCCUAUGAAAAAUUCAUCAAAUGCUUUGGUAAAUUGUACUACACACUCGUGACUGAAUCACCAGCAACUUUCAUCCUGCUACCUUGUUCAGUUCAAAUUUUGAUUUGUUAUACCAAGCUACUAUUUGAAAAGGCACCUGUAGUUUACACAGAGAACUCGGAUGUUUCUGGUGACUUUUGGGAACACGUUGCGAUCAGAGGAUUUUUGAUACUUAAGAGAGUCUUGAAUUUUGUGAAAAAGAAGGGAGCGAUCACCUUAAAAGCUAGAAACGAUAAACAGAGUGUGGAACUGGCGGUCAGCAAAAUCAAUUCUGAUUUCUUAAAUGAAGCAUUGGUGAAGCGUUUAGUCGAUAUCCUGGUCGAUUCGUAUUUGAAGCUGAGACCCGUUGAGCUUGAAAGUUGGUUCUGUGAUCCAGAAGAGUGGAUGAAUGAACAGUUGGUGACGAGCUUUGAAUACCAAAUUAGGCCCUGUGCAGAGAAUUUUUUCCAAGAUUUAAUUGUCUCAUUUCCUGAACUCUUAGUCCCAUAUUUGUUGAACAAGAUUGAAAACGAGGCAGGCUCUUUGACAAACAGUUUGGAUGAUUUUUUAAAAAAGGAUGCCAUAUAUGCUAGUUUCCAAUUAAGUGCCCCAGCUGUGGGUGAAAUGGUCGAUUUUGAUAGACUUCUAACAACUGUAUUUUUACCUGAUGCCUCUAACAGCAAUUCCGGUGAUGAGCAAUUAUACCAAAAGGUGGUUAAAAGGAGAAUAUCCUUGAUUAUCAAUGAAUGGUCUGUCAUCAAAUGCUCAGAUGAAAGUAAAGUUCUAUGUUUUAGGUUUUUAAGUGAUCUGCUCAUGACAGAGCAAGACCAGGUUGUGCAGUUAACAGCAAUACAGUCGUUAAGAACAAUGGUUGACGAUUGGAAUUUCAACAAAACAUUAUUUGAACCAUAUCUGAAUACAAUUACAACGGUACUCCUGAGAAAAAUACUUCCUACUGUUUCUCUCACUGAGACAAGACUCUACGUGUUGAAUACUUUAACGGAUGUUAUCAUUCAAACAAAACCACUAAUUAAUAACGAUCUUCUGAUUGAGAUUCUGCAAGUUGUACCGAAACUGUGGGAAAUAUCCACCGAGAAUGCAUCAGAAUCAAUACUGUCCAAUGCUCUGUUGAGGUUGAUUCGGCACGUCGUUCUUUCCCUUGGUGAUAAAUCGUUCCUAACAUGGGAAAUUGCCUUGCCAAUUGUUGCGAUUUCAUGCAAUCCUUCAUCUUCGCAUUAUUCGUUAUUGAACGAGGACGGCUUUGAAUUGUGGAGUGCUCUUUUACAAAACUUCUCUACAAAGGAGGCGAAAUAUGAUAAUAAUUUCACCAAGCUUCUACCUUUUCUGGAACAUGCUGUCGAAACGAGAACAGAGAUUCUCCCAACAUUACUAGACAUUGUUAAGAGCUAUGCGUUGGUACUUCCCGUAGGCGACUUUCUCUCGUCAGAUACAUUUUUCAAGAUUUUUUCCCUUAUGUCUUCCCAUUUGUUGAAACUAAGAGAAGACUCUUUCCAAAUUCUUCUUGAAAUUUGGGAACUCCUGCUUCUGUCAAAUGAGUCCAACUAUGAAAGCUUACUGAUCCCAAAGUUUUACCAAUCCGGCAUACUUUUCGCGUUGUUUGAUGCUAUUUUCAAACAAGACCAACUAUCCACAUACCAGUGCGGGCAGAUCUUCCAAAUUGUGGCACGACUAAGUUAUGUCAAUCCGGACACGUUGAUCAAAACACUCUCCAAUUAUCAUCAAAACAUACCAAACUCACAGGAAAACUUGCAGCUUCCUGAAGUUGAUAGGAGAGUUGUCUUCUCAGACAUGGCAUUUGAUGAUUUGAUUCAAAGAUUUAUCUCCAUUUGGGUCGUUUGUUUCAAAGAUAUUUACGAUCCGAAAUUCAAAAAGAUUCAUAUCUUAGGGCUCUCCAGUUUACUAAGAACUAAAAUGCUAGUAGUAUUAAGCGAUUUUGAGGCAAUCUUGGCGUUGUGGAUUGAGAUGCUGGAGGAGAUCAAUGAGGCGAAUGGCGGUGACUGUGAAAAGUACCAUUUGAAUGACAUUGUCACAGAGCAAUCAGUUGCUAUUUUCCCAUUGACUUCUGAACAGUAUAGACAACAUGAGCUGUCAAAAAACACUGAUCCUGUUCAUAACAUAGGUCUGAAGGAAUUCAUUGAGCAGACAAUGAGAUUCUUGGAGAACUUUCUAGGAGCGAACGAAUAUAGUACCUUCUUAUCUAGAAUCAACCCUGCGUUGUUAGAAUCCUUGAGCUAUUUCUGUCAAUCCGUUCUUGAUACGUAUAAUGAUAUAGGAAGUCGCGAAUUUUAUCUUUUAGUUGGAUCAGUUAUAUAA
This is a messenger RNA of Huiozyma naganishii CBS 8797, 3162 nucleotides long. It is a transcript of the gene KAP120, whose product is annotated as karyopherin KAP120. Gene Ontology annotation, molecular function: small GTPase binding. Gene Ontology annotation, biological process: protein import into nucleus. The transcript has a single exon. Gene Ontology annotation, cellular component: nuclear envelope; cytosol. The record is from RefSeq and is a predicted model, not a curated record. Bases 1 to 3162 code for a protein of 1053 amino acids. NCBI's taxonomy places the organism in Eukaryota, Fungi, Ascomycota, Saccharomycetes, Saccharomycetales, Saccharomycetaceae.